This is a messenger RNA of Zingiber officinale, 882 nucleotides long. RefSeq lists its product as uncharacterized. Lineage: Eukaryota; Viridiplantae; Streptophyta; Magnoliopsida; Zingiberales; Zingiberaceae. The transcript has a single exon. Bases 1 to 882 code for a protein of 293 amino acids. The record is from RefSeq and is a predicted model, not a curated record.
AUGAAUAUUUCUGAUCGGGGAUCUAAAAGAAAGCAGCCCGAGGAGUUUCCUCCCGCCUUCUACAGGGAGCCCGAUCUGGGUUUCUAUCAGCGGGACCCUGGGUGCUACAAUCCGAAGAAAGAACAACCGCAAGCUUCCAUAGCGGAGUGUUCCCCGCCCAGGGACUCUAAGAAUGGGAAAGCUAUCGUUCUUAGGGAAGAGCCCCGAGUAGAGAUGGAAGAGCAAGUGUCCUUCUCCAUAAGAGUAUUAGAAGAGAAGCUGCCUAAAGGAUACAAGCCCCCUACCAUUGGGGAAUAUGAUGGUAGCAAGGACCCUGAAGAUCAUCUCCGCAAGUUCAGGAAUGCAGUAGUGUUACAUCAAUAUAGUGACUCCGUCAAGUGUCGGGUAUUUCUAAAUACUAUGUCAGGAUCAACGCAAAAAUGGUUUGAUGGACUGCCACACGGGUCCAUCACUUGUUUUCAAGACUUCAAAACUUCUUUCCUGCGUCACUUCGCUAGUAGCAGGAAGUAUCAAAAAAUGGACCACUACCUCUUUGCCCUUAAGCAAGGAUCUGCUGAACCUUUAAGGAUUUAUAUUAAGCGCUUUAAUCAAGUGGCUCAGGAUGUCCCAUCUGCCACUUCAGAGAUACUGAUGAGCGCCUUCUCAUAUGGAUUGGUGGAAGGGGAAUUCUUCAGAGACCUCAUCCACAAUCUUGUGAAGAAUUUUGCUGAAAUGCUGGAAAGAGCGACCAGCUAUAUUCAUGUGGAGGAGGCUCAGGCUGCACGUAAAAAGGUAAACAAAGCCCCCGAGCCUAUCAAGAAGCCAGAGAAGAGGAUACCUCAACCACCAGCCCAGCCUCUUCCUCGUGCUCGGGAAGCCCGACCUCCCUUCCCACCUGGUUAG